This is a messenger RNA of Symbiodinium natans, 3336 nucleotides long. NCBI's taxonomy places the organism in Eukaryota, Dinophyceae, Suessiales, Symbiodiniaceae. The record is from the annotation of a GenBank genome assembly.
AUGCGACAGCCACACGAAGAGAAAACUUGCGGCUAUCCUCUAUACCGAUCUAUACUGAAGGCCCUGGAAAAGUACAACAUCGAGCACCUUGGCAGCUCUCGUGACAUCUCGUGGCCUCAGCGAGCCUUGCCGAAGGACAUUGCUGCCUUCAUCAAGAAGGAGUUUGACAAGAAGUACAAUCCCACAUGGCAUGCUGUGGUGGGCCGCAACUUCGGCUCCUAUGUGACCCAUGAGACGAAGCACUUCAUCUACUUCUACUUGGGCCAGGCGAUUCCUUGCAAUGAAUUUGGACUGCGACUGGAUCCGGGCCUGGAGCACUUUGGCAUUGACAAGCAUCAACGAGUACGAGGGAGGCAGGCAUUGGCAUCCGCAUCUCUGGGGGAAGAGCUGCGGGUGCAUCACAUCAAUGCAGCACUGCGUCAGGUCUCUUGGCCUGCAGCCCUCCAGGGGUUGGUGGAGUUGCCGGCUCUGCGAUUCCAGGCCACGGACGUCUCUCACAACGCAGCCGUUGCUGCUGCAGCCUCUCAAGUGAGCUGGCCAACGGCUUUGGGCGUUCUUCGCCGAAGCUUCCUACGCAAGCUGCAUAGUGAUAUUGGCGUGAAUUCAGCACUUUCUGCAUGCGGCAAAAGGCAGCGGUGGGAGAUUGUCAUAAACCUCUUGGCUUCCAUGUCGGCUUGGCAGCUCCGCCCGUCAACCAUAAGCCACAACAGCUCAAUGACGGCGAUGCACUACUCCAACCGCUGGGACUUGGCGAUUAACCUGCUCGGCAAUAUGAGCAGUGCCUCCGUGCCAGAAGACACGAUCUCCCAAAACGCUGCGAUCAGCUCCUUCGAGCGCAGUCGCCAAUGGUUUGGAGCUUUGGAGAUGUUGGCUCAUUUGCCUUUGAAGAGACCGUGUCCUUCUGCUAUUACCUUUAACGCCACCAUCAGUGCUUGCGAGAAAGCUUCAGCUUGGGCUUCUUCCCUGGCCGUCCUAGCUUUGAUACCUCCGCAGGUUGGUGCAGACCUCUGCGCCUGCAACAGCAGCCUGAGCGCCUGCUCUGGGUCCUGGCUCCAGAGCUUAGCGCUGCUCCACACGCUGCCACUGCGGCGGCUAAGCGCAGACCAGUUCAGCCUCUCCACCAUCAUCAGCUCCUUUGACCGAGCUAGUUGCUGGAACCUUGCCAUGGCCAUUCUCCAUGUGCAUCCAUGGCUCCUUCCAAACGAGGUGGGUUAUGGUGCCGCCAUCAGUGCUUGCGAGAAGGGAUUUGAAUGGAAUUGGGCCUUGGAGCUUGUUUGCCGCAUGGACGCUGCAGCCUUGGUGCCGAACACCACCUGCUACAACUCGGCAAUCUCUGCCUGUGAGAAGGGGUUCAGCUGGCUGCACGCCCUCGCGCUGCUUCAGGUGAUGGCCUCCUUGCAUGUCCAAAGUGAUGAGACGUCUGUCAAUGCCACCGCGAGCUCGCUCGAGAAGUGCACACAAUGGCUCAGCGCAGUUCUCCUACUGCCUCUCCUGCCAGCUCUGUCACCAGCAGAGCCCAUGGCACACAACGCGACGAUUUGCGCCUGCUUCAAAGGAGGCUGCAAGUGGGUUUCCAUCCUGCAAUUGCUUACAGAGAUCCCAUGCCUGCGGAUGACAGCCACUGAGGUGUCCCUGGAUUCCGUGGUUUGCGCAACGGCUGCAGCCAGAAAAUGGCGCCAUGCCGCGGAGCUGCGCUUGACAAUGGAGAAAGAGACUGGCUGCACUGGUUUUACUUACGAGGCCACCUUGGGAGCUGCUGCCAGGGCCACCGCGUGGUCGGCAGCUUCCGGCCUCCUACUGGAGGUCGCCGAGCCUGUCAGCUGUGAGAUCAGUGCAGAUCUGCGCCGCACAACCUGCUUCAAUGCUUCAAGCAGCGGCAUGAAAGUUCGAAAAGAGCUGUGCAUGGUAAAGUGCAAAGAAGCGGUCUGCAGAUGGCAAGCAUUGCUUGGAAGCCGAGUGCCGGAGCCCGCUGUUUUUGACCUUGGCAAGGGAGAGGUCAUCAAAGGCUGGGAAGCAGGGAUCCCCACAAUGCGUGUGGGCGAGGAAGCGCGGUUGACGAUUGCCCCGGAGCUGGCCUACGGCAUUGAGGGCUUACCGCCAAAGAUCCCAUCCAACGCGACCCUCGUCUUUGAUGUCAAUCUCAUCAGUUUCGAUUGCAAGGCCAGGCUUGUCAAGAAAUUUCCCCCGCAUGCCCUGAACACCCGUGACGCCAUGGAGAUCAGUUUGGCGCGGGACAUCAUGGCUUUCUGCUUGAGCCAGACGCAGGAGCGAGCAGCCGAGGAGCUCCGAAGACGCCAGCGUGGCGAGCGCUGUGCCGAGCUGCUCGACCAGGUCAUGCGCCGGCAACAGGUCGCUCAUGAAGUCGGGCGCUUUGCGGGGCUGGAAAUGUCCAGCCGGCUUUGUGCUUUAUCUCGUCUCCAUGGCGCGAGCUUGCGAAGCUCACUCUCACUUCUGCGCAAGGAUGCCCGCCCCGAGCUCUACGUUUUUGGUGGUCAAUCCAGCCGCCAAACGUUGGCGUCGGUCGAGCGCUUCGACUGGGAUUCUGGAACCUGGGAGUCCCUACCGCCAAUGCCCACAGCAAGGAGCUUCUGCUGCGCAGCAGCCCUCGGUGGCAAGCUUUUCGUCUUCGGUGGCGAGAGAGAUCAACGUGCAGCCUUCGCAGCUGCCGAGUGCUUCGAUCCGGUUAGCGGCGAAUGGGAACGACUCCCUCCCCUCCCAACGCCCAGGGCAGGCUGCGCGGCCGCUUCAGCGGCCAAGCGGCUCCUCGUCUGCGGUGGCUUGGUGAUAGCUUGGCAAGUCUUGGACGUGGUUGAAGGCUACGAUCCAGAUAGUCGCAAGUGGAAGAGGUAUCCCUCGAUGCCCACUCCUCGUUGUGGCUGUGCAGCCGCGGGCUUCGCAGAUCGGGUUAUCGUUUGCGGCGGUCAACUCGCAGAUGGUACUGUCUUGGACAAGGUGGAGAUGCUGGACAUGCGCACAGAGAUCUGGGAGCGCCUGGCCGCACUGCCCUCGGCGAGGAGUGGCUGCAGUGCAGCCGUGGUGGCAGGGAACCUGCUGGUGGUCGGUGGCCUGGGCGGCAGCGGUCUCACAAUUCCUGUGGUGGACCGCUUCGACUUGGAGGCCAGAGAGUGGGCCUCCCCCUUGUCGGUAUCGCUUGCUCGGGCUGGUGCUGCUCUGUGCGUCGUGGGACACACUAUCCACCUGCUCGGAGGCUUUGAUGGCAACCGGCAGGACUGCGACCGCCACGAUGCGUUGGAUGUGCAAACUGCCACAGUCUCAUCGCUGCGGCCGCUGCCAGCCCCGAGGAGGUUGUGCUGCGGUGCUGCCGUGGCCCGCUAG